GACAACGAAGUGCACGGGAUUAGAUAUUUUUAUAUAUAGAUUAGACCUCUGGGCAGAAGAUAGGCUAAUUUAAAAAGAGAGAAAAUCAACCCCGUGAGGUGCUCAAGCAGGGAUUUUGAGAUUUCAGAUGGAAAUUUUUGUUUAAUAAAUGGUUGCCAUGGGUCUUAAAGCUUUUAUAAUAAUAAUUAUUGGUUUCCGGGCAACGGAGUGCACAUGAUCAUUUGAUACAGAUAUAGAUUAGACCUCUGGACAGAAGAUAGGUUAAUUUAAAAAGGAAAGGACCAACCUCGGGUGUGCUCAAAUCGGGAUUUUGAGAUUUCGAAUUCCGAUGGAAUAUUUUGUUUAAAAAUGGUUGCCAUGGGUUUUGAAGCUAUUAUAAUAAUAAUUAAUAAUUAUUAGUUGCUGGGCAGUGCGCGGGAUCAGCUAGUAUACAUAUAAAUAUAAAUGGUGAUUACUAAUUGGUAUUUACCAAUUGGUGUUUAUUUAUUUAAGUAAAAUAUUUAAUAACCUCAAUAAUUAUAUCAUAAUAUUAUCGUUUAUCAGUCGAAUUAGUCUGAUGAUCGAUUCAAACUUUUUGAACACCCUAUAUGGCUAUAUAUAAAAUUAGUAAUUAGCUGUUAAUAACAUAUACGAUACAUAUUAAAUUGGAAUACUUAAUAAAAAAAUAAAAAAAUAUAUAUAAUAGUAAUACCAUAACUAGGGCUCGGAAGUUGUUGCAUUUGCAUGAUUGUUUUGAACCAUUAGAUUUAUUGCUAAGUGAGCUAGAAAUUCAUUCCAAGACACUACGAAAACAUAUCAAACAUUUUUAGUGCAUAUUUUUGCAUAUUUGGUGAUUUUUAGAUUUUAGAUCAUAUUUUAUAAUUUAUGGAGAUUCCAUAUGAAAAUUUGUAAAUAAAAAAAAUAAAUACAUUCAUAUUGAGAGACCUUACUAGAUAUUCUUGUAUCGUAUUUUUCAAACUUCCAUUUGACAUUAAAAACAAUGUUUUUCCCCUGUUGGUUAAUAUAAUAUAAUAUUAAUAUAUAAAAAAUAUAAUGUAUAUAUAUAUAUAUAUAUAAAAUAUGGGUGUCGACGAAACUACAGACUCAGAAGGAAGAUAUGUAGCUAACGUUAUAAAAGGAACUUUAAAUAUUGACGCACCGGGAAAAACUUAUUUGCUAACAACCGAAGUUCUGGAAAAAGCGUAUAAUUCGACGAUAGACGAUAGUAAAAUUUUUUGAUCUUUCAAUGUUCGUCCUCUGGCCAAACGGAAUUCGUCAUGAUGACGUCCUACUGUUUGUGACCGAUGCCGCACCAUACAUGGUGAAAGCUGGGCAAACACUUCAAUCACUGUACUCUAAAAUGAAACAUUUAACAUGUCUCGCACAUGGUAUCCAUAGAGUAGCCGAAAAUAUACGGAAAAAGUUUAAAAAAGUUGAUAAACUUAUUUCCAGGGUUAAACAGGUGUUCUUAAAGGCUCCUUCACGUGUUUUAGUGUUUAAAAGUGAAGCACCAGCCAUACCACUUUAACCAGAGCCAAUAUUAACUAGAUGGAGUACAUGGAUAAUGGCAGCUUCCUAUUACUGCAAAUAUUACAAAGUUAUACGUAGAGUAUUACUAAGUUUAAAUGCUAAAGAUGCUAUUUCUGUUAGAGAAGCUCAACAGUUAAUUCAAGAACCCGAUAUGGAAGCUAAUUUAGUAUACAUACAUUCAAAUUUUGGAUUUAUACCGGAAUAUAUAACGAAACUUGAAACACAAUAUAGUUCACUAUCCGAAGCAUUAUCUGCAGUUAAAUAUGUUCAAAAUAAAUUAAACGACUGUGAGGGUGAAAUCGGUGUUGCGGUAUUUCAAAAAUUAAAUAAUUUAUUGGAGAAAAAUUGUGGCUUUAAAACGAUACUUAAUAUUUCAAAAAUAUUAAGUGGACAAGAAAGUUCAAUGGAAGGUCUUCCUGAUGAUUUGACUGGUGACGAUAUUACAUAUUUCAAAUAUGCGCCGAUUACGUCAACUAAUGUUGAACGUAGUUUUUCAAGGUACAAAACUUUGCUGGUGGAUAAUCGGCGAUCAUUCAAUUUUGAAAACAUCAAAAAAGUUUAGUGGUCCAAUGUAACAAUUUUGAAGAUAGGAACAAAAUUAUAUGUAAUGCAUUUUAAUUAUUAGGUAUAUAAAUAUAACUCGACAUAAGUGCAUUUUUUAUUCAAGGAACAUUUUUCAUUUUAAAAGCGAUUUUUUUAUUAUUAUUUUUUUUUUGUUUAAAUUAUGAUUAAAAAAAUGAAAAUAAAUAUUAUUUAUAUAACUUUGCUUUUUUUUUAUUUACAAAUUUUUAAAAAAUAUCUGUGCAAAUUAAAAUGUUGUGUAAAAUAAUUAAAUAUAAGUGCAUAUUUUAAGUGCAUAAGUGCAUGCAUAUUUAGUACUUUUUUAGUGCAUUAAGUUCCGAGCCCUAACCAAAACCAACCUAACCAUACGUAUUCAUUUGGUUAAAAAAAAGAAUCAAAUUCUGUGGUCUUAUUCAUGUAAUACUCCAAAAUUACAUGGAACUACUUUUGUGUACUAAUUGAAUUAUAAUUAACCAUAGUUAGUUAUUAUUCCAAUGAAAUCUUCUUUAUUAAAGUACUUAUACCUUUAAUUGGUAGGCGAGUUGAUUGCAGAAAGAUAAAAUCUGUAAGUUAUCAAUUAAAAUUUACAAAAUAUAAUGUUAAUAAUCAACACAGUUCAUUGGUUUUUGGUCAUAUUGCUUUCACUAUGUCUAAGUUUAAAUUUUCCCUAGGGACGUAAAACUUUUUCAGAUAUAAAUACAGUAAUUAUUCUGCUGCGAUAGAUGUUUCGUUGAAAUCAUGAUAACAUUUUUAUUUGCCAAUGCUUUCAUGCACUUGUUCUUAUUGUAUACAUUAUAGUAUAAUAUAUACACAAUAGGUACACAAUAGCAUAUAGGUACAAUGUACAUGGACAUCAUAACUUAUAAAUAUAUAUCAAAACGUUUGUAUAAUAUAUACAAAUACAGGGUGUAUAAGAGGAAGACCUGACGCAGAUGAAAUAACUUUUGUUCUGAAAUAAAUUUUGAUUUGAUCUAAAUUUUUUUGGAUAAAUUCAAUAUAGUCAUUUGCAUAGUCAUCAUUGUUUUUUUUAAGUUCUUCCCGUUACAUCAUGUAUAUGUAAACCUAUAUGUAUAAUGUAUGUGUAUCAUGUAUAUGUAUAGGUUAGGUACUUGCACAUUUGUCGGUUAUAGACAACUUAUAGUUUAAAAACUGAUAUGGUGGGGAUGACUUUUACCGUAACCGCAACUACGGUAUCCACCUUGUGUCCGGCUACAGGUAGGUACGUAGCGUAGGAACCUAUAUAUAUAUAUAUAUAUAUAUGAGGAUAGCAACAUUACAAACAAACACCGAUUGAGUUGGUUAUGAGAGGUUGAGAGGUUACGAGGUUCCGUGUCUCGCACACUUCGUAGCCCGACUCUAGAACAGUCCGCAUAAUAAUUUCUUAGUAAAUCGUGUUGUACGCCGUCAAAACUAAAUAAAUCGCAAUGGAAACAGCCGGUGGUAUAGCCGAAACAUUUAGAAAUGGGACGUUCUUAGUUACGGGGAGUACGGGAUUUUUGGGGAAAAUACUCACGGAAAAAUUACUUAGGUCUUGUCCCGUGAAAAAUAUCGCGAUUCUCGUGAGGAGUAAAAAAGGAUUCGACGCCAGUCAGAGGGUUGCAGAUAUCUAUAAACAAGCUGUAAGUAUAUACCAAUAUAUAAAUACGUUUUGUUUGUCGUUAAAUAAUUUACAUAUUAUUACACGGAGGUUUUUUACAGUACUUAAAUGUGUUUAAUGCCUCCAAAAUAUAUGAUUACUAUUAUAGUUUUCAAUUAUAACACAAUAUUAAUAGACACGAAUAGAUUGAUUCAUAUAAUAUAUAA
Messenger RNA from Acyrthosiphon pisum (pea aphid), 3873 nucleotides. RefSeq lists its product as uncharacterized. The transcript has 2 exons. Lineage: Eukaryota; Metazoa; Arthropoda; Insecta; Hemiptera; Aphididae. Bases 1544 to 2071 code for a protein of 175 amino acids. The record is from RefSeq and is a predicted model, not a curated record.